Molecule: messenger RNA, 1710 nt
Organism: Neoarthrinium moseri
Lineage: Eukaryota; Fungi; Ascomycota; Sordariomycetes; Amphisphaeriales; Apiosporaceae
Exons: 2
Coding region: 1-1710 (569 amino acids)
Biological process (GO): inosine biosynthetic process; adenosine catabolic process
Molecular function (GO): adenosine deaminase activity
Source: RefSeq, a predicted model, not a curated record
AUGCCUUUCACCACUGAGGAGUGGGACGAAAUAUCCCAGACCCUCCCCAAGGCUGAGGAUCCUUUCAUUUUGAAAUACAUCGAAGGUCGCGAUGCUUUGGUUUCCCAGGAGAGCAAACAGAGAAGCGAUGCCUCAUUCCGCCAGAAUCUAUCACCCAUAGCCAAAAAGGCGUGUGCCAUCGUUGAUCGUAUCCGCGAUGAAGAGAAACGGACCAUCUGGACACCUCAGCUCGAGGAUACCCUGGCCCAGGAGGCAGAAAACCACAUGACCGUUUAUCCGGGAAUGAUGUUCUCGCUCUCGAAAGAUCGAAUGGAGUCGACCAAACUCUGGAAGAUAAUCCGUCAGAUGCCGAAAGGCGCCUUGCUGCAUGCGCACAUGGACGCCAUGGUUGACUUCAACUUCUUGAUAGAUUUGUUGCUCAAGGAGCCUGGGAUCCACAUCAUGGCAGACAGGCCCUUGUCGUCGCCGAGUGCUUUGGCGAACACCAAGACCACUUUCCGUUUCCGCAAGACGGCCUUGACCGAGGGAAAUGUGUGGACGGAUGACUACAAGCCCGGUACCCUGAUUCUUCUUACACAGGCCGCUGAUGCUUUCCCUGAUGGCGGGCGCGAUGGAUUCAAGAAGUGGUUGUACUCGAGAUGCACACUCUCCCGCACGGAUGCAGUCGCACAGCAUCACGGCGUCGAUGAGAUAUGGCGCAAGUUCUACGCCUGUUUCCGGACCGUGGACUCCAUAAUUCACUACGAGCCAAUCUUCAGGAAAUUCCUGAGAAGGCUGGUAUCCCAGCUCAAGGCAGAUGGCGUCAACUAUGUCGAGCUCCGCUUCUCCUGGCAGCUGGAUUACUAUCGACAAGAUAGAGAAGAGCCCGAGCAAGACUACACGGCCAUGAUGGAUACAAUCGACGAGGAGGUCAAGGCCUUCCAGGCUACCCCUGAAGGCAAAGGCUUCUGGGGUGUCCGAAUGAUUUGGGCUACGAUUCGAUUCAACCCAACCCGUCACAUCAUCCAGGAUAUGGACAACUGUAUCACCACUAAGAUAACACACCCUCACCUGAUUGCAGGCUACGAUUUGGUCGGCCAGGAGGAUCUGGGUCGCCCACUUAAGGAUGUCCUUCCCGAGCUUUUCUGGUUCCGCAAGCAGUGCGCCGAGGAAGGAGUCACAAUCCCCUUCUUCUUCCACGCUGGAGAAUGCCUUGGCUCGGGGAGUGAGACUGACCACAACCUCUACGACGCGAUCUUGCUCGGCACUCGCCGCAUUGGUCACGGCUACAGCCUGUACAAGCACCCUCUGCUUAUCGACCUUGUCAAGGACAAGAAGAUCUUGAUUGAGAGCUGCCCUAUCAGCAACGAGGUGCUGCGUCUCUGUGGAUCAGUCAUGAGCCACCCUCUACCGGCUCUCCUUGCCAGGGGUGUGCAUUGCUCACUCUGCAACGACGAUCCGGCAAUGCUCGGACAAGAUACCGCUGGCAGCACGCACGACUUCUGGCAGUCAUUGCAGGGCUGGGAGAAUCUUGGCCUGGCGGGACUGGGAUCAUUGGCUGAGAACAGCGUGCGUUGGGCUGCAUUCGAGGACCAAGCUGCAGAGCAGUGGAGCAAGGAUGUCAAAGAGGCUACUGUCGGCAGUGGGCUCAAGGCACAGCGACUCAAGGAGUGGGCCGUCGAGUGGGAGAAGUUCUGCUUGUGGAUUGUGACAGAGUUCGGCGAAGAGUAA